AUGAAGCUCAACAGUCUCCUCUUCCUCGCCGCGCUCAUCGGCCCAAGCGACGCGUGCAAAUGCCAGAAAGGCGUCGCCUGGACGGUUCUCUGCUGUCGAGAAGCACGAGGCCGCUACUCCAACGGCGACUGCGCCGCCAGCUCCAUCGGCGAGAGACUGAGCGCUUUCAGCGCCUGCUGCAUACAGAUGAAAACCGUCUCCGACUGCGACUGCCCCCUUGGCUGCGCGCAAUAUAGCUCUGAUAUCGCCAACGGAAUUGUGGAAGCGUUGCUCAACUAA
Molecule: messenger RNA, 279 nt
Organism: Pyricularia oryzae 70-15
Lineage: Eukaryota; Fungi; Ascomycota; Sordariomycetes; Magnaporthales; Pyriculariaceae
Exons: 2
Coding region: 1-279 (92 amino acids)
Source: RefSeq, a predicted model, not a curated record